UUUGAAGGUGUAAAAGAAAGUGAUAGUAAUUCAGAAAUGGCAACGAUUUGAAUAAAAUAAAUAAAUAAAUAAAUUGAACUUACUUUCACUCUUGAAGUCUACAAGAGCUAAUUUUCCUGGCAACCAAACGUAAGCAGAUAAAUAAAAAAAUCAUCAAAUUGAUCUAUAAGCCUGCUGAUGAAAAAUAAAGUCUUGGUCGCCUCCUCCAAUUCCAAAGACCUUUUUCAUCGUUUGAACUCUGAUAGGUCAACAGUCCAUUCCCUGUUUAGUUACCCAAAAUUUCACAUUUUUCUUUUUCCACGUUCAAAUUUUGAAAGCUUCAAGACCCACCAAGAAAAACAAAGGCAAACCCCAAAUGCCCUUUAAUUCUUUUUUCUUAUGCUGUUUUUUUUUUUAGCCUUUUUUGAGGGAAGUGAGAAAAGAAGAUGGAGAAUGAAGCAAUGGCGAUUGAUCUCAGAGGAAUCCCAACAUAUGAUGGCAGAUAUGUCCGUUACAACAUCUUAGGUAACAUCUUUGAAGUUUCUUCAAAGUAUGUUCCUCCUAUUCAGCCUGUUGGUCGCGGCGCUUACGGCAUCGUUUGCUGUGCCACAAAUUCUGAGACAAAGGAAGACGUGGCAAUAAAAAAGAUUGGGAAUGCAUUUGACAACAGGAUUGAUGCUAAAAGAACACUCCGUGAGAUCAAGCUCCUUUGUCACAUGGAUCAUGAUAAUAUUGUCAAGAUCAAGGACAUUAUACUGCCACCAGAGAAGGAAAAGUUCAAUGAUGUUUACAUUGCAUCUGAGCUAAUGGACACCGAUCUACAUCAAAUAAUACGGUCCAGCCAGCCUCUCACUGAUGAUCACUGUCAGUAUUUCCUGUAUCAACUGUUACGGGGCCUGAAGUACAUACACUCAGCAAAUGUUUUGCAUCGAGACCUAAAACCUAGCAACCUGCUUCUCAAUGCAAACUGUGAUCUCAAAAUUUGUGAUUUUGGUCUUGCAAGAACCACCUCAGAGACAGACUUCAUGACAGAGUAUGUUGUAACCAGAUGGUAUCGAGCCCCUGAGUUGCUCCUCAACUGUUCAGAGUAUACUGCAGCUAUUGAUAUCUGGUCGGUUGGUUGCAUUUUAAUGGAAAUAAUUAGAAGGGAGCCACUUUUUCCUGGUAAAGACUAUGUUCAGCAGUUGGGGCUUAUUACUCAGCUACUAGGAUCACCAGAAGAUUCAGAUCUAGGAUUUCUUAGGAGUGACAAUGCUCGAAAGUAUGUUAAGCAGCUUCCUCGAUUCUCAAAGCGACCUUUUGCAGAAAAGUUUCCAGAUAUGUCUCCCGUGGCAAUUGAUCUUGCUGAGAAAAUGCUGGUUUUUGAUCCAAGCAAGCGCAUAACUGUUGAGGAAGCACUGAACCACCCAUUUUUAUCAAGUCUUCAUGAAAUAAACCAGGAGCCCACUUGUCCAUCUCCUUUCAUCUUUGAUUUCGAGCAGACAACGUUGAACGAAGAAGAUAUAAAAGAGCUCAUAUGGAGGGAGUCCUUGAACUUCAAUCAAGAUAAGAUGGUUGAAUGAAGUCAGUUGCUUUGCUUCAUUGAAAGAAAGGUUGAUUUGGAGAAAAAGAUGGAUGAAAUGGGUUUUGGUUUAUUGGGUUUAUUUGGGAAUUCUAUCAUCAUUGAAAGGUUGAUAUGUACUCCAUAAAACAAGGCUAUAGUCUCUCUUAGCCUCUUAUUGUGUAUAGUAUGGAUUUGUGUGUUUAUUAUUGUUCACAUCCAGCUUAUUUAUACAAGAGAAACAAUAACAACAGAAGGGGAAGUAGUAUUUUGACUCUGUUUUCAUUCA
Messenger RNA from Durio zibethinus, 1808 nucleotides. Its product is annotated as mitogen-activated protein kinase homolog NTF6-like. NCBI's taxonomy places the organism in Eukaryota, Viridiplantae, Streptophyta, Magnoliopsida, Malvales, Malvaceae. The record is from RefSeq and is a predicted model, not a curated record. Gene Ontology annotation, biological process: protein phosphorylation. Gene Ontology annotation, molecular function: ATP binding; MAP kinase activity.